CCACACGCUGCGAUCUGAGUUGACUGGGGUUGUGUAUGUAAUCAUCUCCACCCCCAAUCGGUCCAAAGUCCAAAUAUAUGACGAUUGGGAACCAUCCACUCUCUGGGGGUUCUGAGGCAAUAUCUUCCCUUUCCUUCUCCUCCCGACUACUCUUACUACUACUCUUACUACUACUACUACUUUUACUACCCACACACAAAUACCACCGCCUUUUAUUUGCUCUUUAUACAACUCACCGCUACUGACCGGACAGUAAUAUCUAAUAAAUCCUAAUUCCAUUCGUUCCAUUGAUUGUCUUUUACACUUUCAUCCGCUCACCCGCACCUGUCUCGUGUUUCUCCAGAUCAUUCUUCUUCUUAUUCUUAUCAUCUUCUUUACUAUUCUUACUAUUAUUUUCUAUCCAUUAUUACAUGCAUGACACAUUGCGUCCUGGAGAAUCCCACACUCUGAUCCUCACUGCUUACAUUAUCUCACUUGAGACCCGCGCUCUCAAUCCACACUCCCACAUCAUCCCCCCCCCCGAUCGACCUCUGUGAUCCUUUUUAGCGUCGGCUUGU
Molecule: messenger RNA, 557 nt
Organism: Aspergillus candidus
Lineage: Eukaryota; Fungi; Ascomycota; Eurotiomycetes; Eurotiales; Aspergillaceae
Exons: 1
Coding region: 78-245 (55 amino acids)
Source: RefSeq, a predicted model, not a curated record